This is a messenger RNA of Plasmodium gonderi, 249 nucleotides long. RefSeq names its product transport protein SEC61 gamma subunit. The transcript has a single exon. Gene Ontology annotation, molecular function: transmembrane protein transporter activity. Gene Ontology annotation, cellular component: membrane; Ssh1 translocon complex. Gene Ontology annotation, biological process: post-translational protein targeting to membrane, translocation; protein targeting. The coding region runs from base 1 to 249 and encodes 82 amino acids. The record is from RefSeq and is a predicted model, not a curated record. Lineage: Eukaryota; Apicomplexa; Aconoidasida; Haemosporida; Plasmodiidae.
AUGUUCGACAUAAAGAUUCCAGAUUUUGUUACGGACGAAAAUCAUCCUGUUGGAUACCUUGUGAAUGGAAUUCAAAACUUUGUUAGCGAUAGCGUGAGAUUAAUAAGAAAGUGUACCAAACCAAACAAGAAGGAAUAUACAAAUAUUGUCUAUGCAUGUUCAUUUGGAUUUCUUAUAAUGGGCUUUAUUGGAUAUACCAUCAAGCUUGUUUUUAUACCAAUUAAUAACAUAUUCGUUGGUUCUUAUUGA